Physcomitrium patens is the source of this 2078-nucleotide messenger RNA. RefSeq lists its product as uncharacterized. The record is from RefSeq and is a predicted model, not a curated record. NCBI's taxonomy places the organism in Eukaryota, Viridiplantae, Streptophyta, Bryopsida, Funariales, Funariaceae. Gene Ontology annotation, biological process: protein phosphorylation. Gene Ontology annotation, molecular function: protein kinase activity; ATP binding.
ACUCGGAACACGCUCUGCGAUUGCCAUCUGGUCGUCACGGACGAGCCGCUUUAAUCAGCAGCAGGAGCAGCUUUUUUCCACCCACAAAAGGACGGAGUAGAAAUUCAGAUGAGUUUUCAAGUGCGGGAUUGCGCAAUUGUGAAUGGGAUGGAUUAGAGCCCAGUCGUAUGGGUUUGAGCCCCAGCCCCUGAUUUUAGAAUCUGCUUGCCUUUGUUAGACAGCCUGUUGGGGUGUUUCGGUGGCGACGAACAGGAAGUGAUGGUGACGGUUAGGCGAUUGUUGGGAGUUGUAGCUGCUUCCGCAAUUUCUGUGACAGCUGCGACGUCGUAUACUGGGACUACGCCCUAUGCCUAUCCUAUCACAUGGAACCCUCAGCUCGCUAGUUCCAAAUUGAGGCUCAAUGAUUCAAUUGGUCCUGUAGCAGACGUUUUUUCUGCUGGCAGGGGAUUCAUACGAUCAUCUCGCGCAGUUUACGCAUUUGCAGCAAACAGCUUGGAUUACAAGAUCUCUUUGAGGGGCUUCGACGAGAAAUCAGAUGCAUACUACGAUGCUCGAAAUAAGGUGCAUCUGCGAGCUGCUAAGAGACUACUAAGACUUUGUGAAAAAAACAGAGGUUUCUAUAUCAAAGCUGGACAAUCCGUUGCUUCAAUGCACCAAGUUCCGAAGGAGUUUGUUUCAACACUCUCCGUUCUCCAAGAUAAGGCAAGUUUCUGGUCGUUCAAGGAUUUGGAGGUGGUCUUUCUAGAGGAAUUUGGGAAAGACGUUAAAGAGCUGUUUGAAGCAUUUGAUGAGCAACCGAUUGCCGCCGCAUCGCUUGCACAAGUGCACCGAGGUUUUCUUAAAAAUGGUCAAGAAGUUGCUGUUAAGGUGCAAUAUCCAGGUUUGCAGAAACAGUUUGCAACCGACAUUGCCACAAUGGCAUUUCUCUCCAAGGCUCUUGCUUGGAUUUUCCCUGAUUAUCAAUUUGAGUGGCUAGUGGGAGAAUUUGAAAAGAAUGUAGUGAGAGAGCUCGAUUUUACUCAGGAAGCAGACAAUGCAGAUAGAACUGCUAAGAGCUUUGCCCACAACCGGAAUGUUCGUAUUCCACGUAUUUUCAGGGAAUUAUCAACAAAAAGGGUCCUGACCAUGGAGUUCAUGGAAGGGUGCAAGAUUGAUGAUAUCAAAAGUUUAGAGAAAGCAGGAGUUGACCCCAAGGAGGUGGCUUCUCUGUUGGCGGCCAUUUUUGCGGAGAUGAUAUUUUGCCAUGGGUUUGUGCACGGCGAUCCUCAUCCUGGAAAUCUUUUGGUGCACAGAGAUCCCUCCCGUUCAGGGAAACACAAUUUUGAUAUUGUUAUAUUAGACCACGGACUAUACAGAGAACUUGGCGAGAAAUUUCGUACCAACUACUGCCGGUUAUGGCGGGCUCUCAUCCUUCUUGAUGCGGAUGAAAUAUCAGAGACUGGCAGAAAUUUAGGAGCAGGACAGUAUGCUCGCUAUUUGCCUGUCAUAUUUACUGGUCGGGCCAUAUCAAGCAAGUCCUCAUUUGGUCAAUUAAUGACUCCGGAAGAAGCAAAGGUGUUGAAAGAGGACGUGAGACGUUUCACUAUGGGUGACGUGUCAGAAUGGUUGCAAGGUUUAGAUCGCGAGUUCCUCACUGUGCUACGAACAGAUAAUUUGGUGAGGUCGAUAGCUUAUAGAUUGGGGGCAACUCGCAAAACUUGUCUUAUGGCAUAUGUCAAGAAUGCUGUCAGUGGCUUGUCACUUGGACAUCCUGGGAGCCCAGACCUUUACGAGCAGGGGCUUCUAGCUUAUACAAAGGCAAAAUUUGAUUAUGCUAAUCUACGAAUACGUCUGGAGUUUUUUGAAUUUCUGAUUGCUGCAUACCAGUGGUACGGGGCGUUGUCUCGUUUAAAAGCCCGAAUUUACUGCAACUUGUCUUUAAAGCGUUUGAUGAACAUCUCAGUUAGUAGUUAGGAUUGGUCUGCUUUGAAACAGUGGUUCAAUCACUUCUGAUUCUUGCAUUAGAAUUGAAACUUUUACCCAUUUGUCACAAAAUAAUAAUUUAUGACGAAAUUGAUUAUUUCUAUUAUUUACUGUAA